Megalopta genalis is the source of this 1043-nucleotide messenger RNA. RefSeq lists its product as uncharacterized. Lineage: Eukaryota; Metazoa; Arthropoda; Insecta; Hymenoptera; Halictidae. The record is from RefSeq and is a predicted model, not a curated record.
GUUGUCCAUUUCCGUGGACAAUCCGAGCGUCAAUUAGAAAGACAUUACUGUAAUCAAUUUCCGCCGCGUUCGACCGAUAUUGCGCGUAAUAAUUGCGACACGAAGCUUCCAGAAAUCGAUGAAAUGCUUAAGAAACAAGCAUCCCUCGCGAAGGGCAUCGAUUUCCGAUGACUCUUCUCCUCGGCUGUUGUAAAAUACGAGGCGAAUCGGCGAGCGCGCCCGAACGAUCUAAAUCAUAAAUGUCGCUCUUGAUCAUGAAAAUUUGUCACGAGCGAUCGAUCGGUAAAGACAGGCGUUCGGCCAGGAAUACAAAGGAACCCGAAUACGAUCGGUCGGAGAAGGUGGUAGGGGGUGGUAGGGUGGCGCGCUUCAAUGGCAGGCGACUUUGUAUAAAAUCGAACGGGUCUAUUGAAAAGCCGUCACACCAGGAACCAUCGUUCUCCGUACGUCAAAACCACUCUGGGAACGGAUACAAGGGCAAGAUGCGUCCAAUCAACGUUGCGAUUGUUGCUAUUGCGUGCUGUUCGCUCGUAUCAUUCGCUAUCGCCGCGGAUGUUUCGCUGGCCGAAGACCAUGACUCGUCGACCUUGGACCAUCCGGACGCGCGAUUGACAGAGUUAGGAGGCGAAAGCGCGGGAGCGCCUUUGAUUAGACAGAAAAGGACGAUUCUACUGAAGAAGAAGCUUCUCGGCGCGGGACUCCUUGGUUUCGGUUUGGGAAUCGCGAAAGGGUACAAAGCUGGUUAUUACACCGCACCGAGCGUUCGUCACGUCUAUCUGUCGCCUCCGCCGUCGGCUGUGAAAUACGUCGAAUACGUCGAGAAGCCCGUUUUCGUCGAAAGGAUAAUCGAAAGACCGGCGCCGUUCGUUAAAUCGGUGCCAGCCGUAUUCAGCGAACCGUCUCCUUCGUACGGCGUCUGGUAAAACCGGUGACACCACCCCCGCAACCAUAGAAAUCGUUACGAGGACAACCUGGAAUCUGCGAACACUGUAAAUAACGUAAACGCGAAAUAGUUAACGAAUAAAAAAUAGUAUCUCAAUAUU